UCUCUUUCUCCAUUCAUCCUCUGCUUCUCAUUCUGUAACACAAUUAUUUUCCUGUUUCCAUUUCAAAAAUCUUUCUCACAUCACAUGGGAAAGCUUUACUUCCAUAUUAUCUUCCUAAUUCUUUCAAAUUCCUUCAUAGCAGAAGUGUAUUCAUCAGCCACAUUCACAUUCGUCAACAAAUGCAAGUUCACAGUGUGGCCAGGCAUUCUCUCCAACGCCGGGAUCUCUCAGCUCCCCACCACCGGCUUCGCGCUGCAGACCGGCGAAUCCAGAAUCAUCACCGCGCCGUCGGCCUGGGGCGGCCGAUUUUGGGGGCGCACGCACUGCUCCGAAGAUCCGUCCGGAAAAUUCACCUGCCUGACCGGCGAUUGCGGAUCGGGCAAGCUCGAGUGCGCCGGCGGCAACGCGGCGACGCCGGCGACGCUGGCUGAAUUCACGCUCGACGGCGACGCCGGGAAGGAUUUCUACGAUCUGAGCCUCGUCGACGGCUACAACCUCCCGAUCCUGGUCGCGCCGCAGGGCGGCAGCGGCGCGAACUGCAGCAAGGCGGAGUGCGGCGCGGAUCUGAACGGCGACUGUCCGGCGGAGCUGCGCGUGGCGAGCGCCGGCGGGGAGCGAAUCGCGUGCAGGAGCGCGUGCGACGCGUUCGGCGGCGAUCAGUACUGCUGCAGCGGCGCGUACGGCACGCCGGCCGCGUGCAGGCCGUCGCAGUACGCGCAGACGUUCAAGCGCGCGUGCCCGCAGGCGUACAGCUACGCGUACGACGACCUCACCAGCACCUUCACCUGCGCCGGCGCCGACUACAUCAUCUCCUUCUGCCCCUCGCCUAACACCAGUCAAAAGUCUUCGUCGGAAUCGACGGCGGCGGCGGGUGGCAGCAAUACGGCGUUUGACGGCAACAUGGUGUAUGAAGGUGCGUUGGAGGUGAGCUCUGCGCCGUCCACAUAUGGACACGUGGUGGGCGGAGCGGUCGCCGUCGUGGCGGCAAUGUGGCGGUUGAGCUAUCGUAACUAAAAAACACUCCACUUUUUGGGUGGGCCUGUUUCUCAAUGCGGGUUAGGAGCGGGUCAUGAUCAUGUCGGCCCAUAUCGGCUGGCCCAUGUGACGAGGAGAUGAGUCACUCGAAGGCAAAAAUUAUUGAAUGGAAUUUAUAAGAAAAGAAUGGAAAAGUAGUUUAGUUUUGGAAGGUAUCGAGCAAAGCUCUUGGGCUUAUAGUAAUAUUCUUUUUCGAGGAAUUUAUUAUUCGAAUAUGGGGGGAUAGUGAUUGGGGAGUAUUCAAUUGGCAGAGUAGAGAGGUAGUGUGUAAAAUCAAAAUAUUAUUAACAUAAUUUGUAGUGUUCAUAUUUUUUA
This is a messenger RNA of Salvia hispanica, 1350 nucleotides long. RefSeq names its product thaumatin-like protein 1b. The record is from RefSeq and is a predicted model, not a curated record. NCBI's taxonomy places the organism in Eukaryota, Viridiplantae, Streptophyta, Magnoliopsida, Lamiales, Lamiaceae.